Messenger RNA from Morone saxatilis (striped sea-bass), 2341 nucleotides. RefSeq names its product solute carrier family 46 member 3 (gene slc46a3). The transcript has 6 exons. Gene Ontology annotation, molecular function: transmembrane transporter activity. The coding region runs from base 271 to 1698 and encodes 475 amino acids. Gene Ontology annotation, biological process: vacuolar transmembrane transport. The record is from RefSeq and is a predicted model, not a curated record. NCBI's taxonomy places the organism in Eukaryota, Metazoa, Chordata, Actinopteri, Moronidae. Gene Ontology annotation, cellular component: lysosomal membrane.
GGGCCUGUUACAAAACGUCCCAAACUGUCCGCCCGCUUCACUCUUUGACUGACAGUUCUUCCGUCGAAUAAACGCGGCCUUGAAAGACGGCUGUCCAAUCGCAUGCGGCGAGGGGCGGGACCCCGGCUUUUCACAACAACCCCACUACGUCUUUAUAAAACAAGAGCACCGAGCGACCUCAGAAACAGAAUGUUUCACCGGGGUCACUUUAUUGAUUAAAACAUGAUCCAAGUGACCAUCUAAAAGGGAAUACUGCUGCAGCUCCUCACAAUGAAGGGUCUUUUCCUCGUGGAGCCUGUGGUGGCUCUGUACGCUUUCUCCAGUUUUCUCAUCUAUCCACUUUUGCAGCAGUAUGUGUACCGAAGGCUCUGGCAGCAACUAACAAACACCACAUACCCUACCUCGGACAACACCUCCAGGUGUGCAGCAAACGGCAGCAGCAACCAUUCAAGCUAUCAUGAGGAGGUACAGAGGCAGGCCUCUCUCUUCUCCCUUUACACAGAGGUCUUCUCCACAAUCCCCUCUUUGGUUGUCACUCUCAUGCUUGUGGCCUAUAGUGACCGGGGAGGACGCAAGAUCACAAUCAUCAUGCCUCUGAUUGGCACAUUGAUCUACACCUUGACCUUUCUGGUGGUGUCCUUCUUUGAACUCAACGUUUACUUGCUCAUUGGCUCGUCGCUUCUCAGUUCUCUGUUUGGCGGCAUAGGGACAUUUCUGGGGGGCUGUUUUGCCUACAUAGCAGACUUGUGUGAGGAUGAUCGUCAGAAGACACAACGCAUGGCUGGAGUGGACAUGAUGAUUGGGCUUUUGUCUGGGGUGGCCUCAAUAUCGACAGGCUACUUUCUGAGAGCUGCAGGCUUUAAUUGGCCCUUCGUAACCUCUGCGUUGUGUCAGUGUUUGAUCCUACUCUAUGCAAUAUUCAUCCUAGAAGAGACUGUGAAGAAGGCUCCCACGGAUGCCGUUAGUCCAGAUGGGUCUCCUCAGCACUCGGCCUUGAAACAGAUGAUCUUUGGGGUCUACAAGAUGUUUGUAGGGGCCAGGUGUAAAACUCUGUUGAUUCUCCUAAUACUCAUUUUCACCAGCUUCUCCUUUGCCUAUGUGGGUGGGAUAUCCUUGAUGACACUAUAUGAGCUCAAUGAGCCACUGUGCUGGACUGGGAUUUUGAUUGGCUACGGCUCAGCACUGUCCACCACUGUGUUCCUGACCAGUUUUGUGGGAGUGUCAGCGUUCACGUACUGUGGUGUGCCACAGCUGCUCAUUGUCCUGAUGGGGAUCCUGUCCGUCAUAUCGGGCAUGAUCCUGUUGGCGUUUACUAAGACCACUUUAAUGAUGUUUAUAGUGAGGGUGCCAUUGCUUCUGGCUAUCAUGCCUUUCCCUGUUCUGCGCUCCAUGAUGUCAAAGAUCAUCUCAAAGUCUGAGCAGGGAGCCCUGUUUGCCUGUCUUUCAUUUAUGGAUAGUUUAACUUACAAUGUAUCAAGCGCAGUCUUCAACAGUGUGUAUGCUGUUACGGUAGCUUGGUACCCUGGCUUCAUCUUCCUGUUGUCUGCAGGACUCUGUGUCAUCCCUUUGUCUAUCCUAGGGGUGGUGGGUCUGAUCGGAGUGGAUGUUCCCAAAGAGGUAAAAGAUCCAGAGCCUAUUCUCUCAGAGGAGGAGGAUCCUGCUGUAGAUCAGAACGACAAGAGCCCUCUUGUUUGCUGAGCCACAUUGACUCACAACUCACCAGCACUUUGUUCCGUUUCUUUAUAUAGUCUAUUAUUCUAAGAUACUUUUUUUCAAAAGUACCUCAGUUGCUGUUAGUUUCAAAAGUUAAUAAUACAGGUUACAGAGUCAUCUCUAAGCUUUUUUGGUGUGGUUGUUUGUGUGGAUGAUAAGUGAUGUGCUUUCAAUAUUACAAUUAAGAAUGCUGUGUGAGACAUUACUAACACAUUCAAAAAGAGUUUGUGUUUUUAUACAGUUUUACAGUGUGAUAUGAUCUGCUAUUUUAAGAACCAGUUAUGUUUCAGUUAUGCAAACUGAUUCUGAAAUACCCUUUGUCUCUCCUUUUUAUAUGUAAUAUAACACAAAUUGUGUUUACUAUAUAACGUUGUUCUUAGCUUUCAAACAAAUCUACAAUUUAGAUGCAUUUUAUUCACUAAGUGAUGUAAAAAUAAGCAAAUAUUACAGUAUAUAUGUGAUUUUAAAGAAUAUCAAACUGAUCAAACCAGUGAAGCAAGUAAGACUGAACACAGAGUAAGGACAGCAUUACAACAAACAACAACAUUAAUGACAGUAAUGAUCAGAUUAAUUUUUUAUAUGUGUGGGUGUUGCGGUGCUGUUGUGUGUGUGUUUGUGUUGUGUGUGU